Molecule: messenger RNA, 1673 nt
Organism: Camellia sinensis
Lineage: Eukaryota; Viridiplantae; Streptophyta; Magnoliopsida; Ericales; Theaceae
Source: RefSeq, a predicted model, not a curated record
GUUCUGGGAUAUGGGACAGUUUAAUCCGAUUAUUAUAAGUAAAAGAUCAGAAGCUAUUGCUGCAAGUGCACAGAAGUUCAGCAAGAGCGUCCUUGAGGCCCCCUAACCCAAGGCUUGUGAAUUUUUGUAAACCCUAGAACUCAGUGGUUGAAGCAUUGUCCAAGAAUUAGAAGAAAUCGAAGCCAGACACUUCGAAUCCGAGGGAAGAAAGCAAGAUUUGAGUUGAGACUCAAGUUGAAGGACAAGAUUAUUAUUUCAUAACAAAGCAAUGGAGAAAAAAUCAGGGAUUACGUUGACAGAUAGUUCAGAAUCUGAAGUUCAACAAGGCCUAUGGCUUCACAUAACUUGAAUAUUCGAGACAACAAAACCGUAAGGUUCGUUCCUCUUGUCCAGCAAGUACCUUCAUUGUGCCUAAAAGCAAUCAGUAAAUCAAUCAGUAUUCACAAUGGUGGAGGAGAAUAAGGCAGUGAAAGUAGUAGGCAAGUAUCUUCAUUGCACCUAAAAGCAAUUAGUAAAUCAACCAAAUUUUGCAAUGGUGGAGGAGAAGAAGGUAGUGGAAAUAGUAGGCAAGUAUCUUCAUUAUUGCACCUAAAAUCAAUCAGUAAAUCAAUCAGUAUUCGCAAUGGUGGAGGAGAAGAAGGCAGUGGAAGCAAUAAGCAAGUAUCUUCAUUGCGCCUAAAAUCAAUCAGUAAAUCAAUCAGUAUUCGCAAUGAUGGAGGAGAAGAAUGUAGUGUAAGUAAUAAGCAAAUAUAUUGUUUGCGCCCAAUCAGUAUUCACAAUAGUGAAGGAGAAUAUGGCAGUGGAAGAAGAAUAUGGCAGUGGAAGUAGUAAACAAGUACCUUCAUAGCGCCCAAUCAGUAUUCGCAAUGGUGAAGAAGAAUAUGGCAGUGGAAGUAGUAAACAAGUACCUUCAUGGCACCCAAUUAGUAUUCGCAAUGGUGAAGGAGAAUAUGGCAGUGGAAGUGGUAAUCAAGUACCUUCAUUGCGCCCAAUUAGUAUUCGCAAUGCUAAAAAAGAAUAUGGCAGUGGAAGUAGUAAGCAAGUACCUUCAUGGCGCCCAAUCAGUAUUCGCAAUGGUGAAGGAGAAUAUGGCAGUGGAAGUAGUAACCAAGUACUUUCAUGGCGCCCAAUCGGUAUUCGCAAUGGCGAAGGAGAAUUUGGCAGUGGAAGUGGCAAGCAAGUACUUUCAUGGCGCCCAAUCGGUGUUCGCAAUGGUGAAGGAGAAUUUGGCAGUGGAAGUAGUAAGCAAGUACCUUCAUUGCACCCAAUUACUAUUCACAAUGGUGAAGGAGAUUAUGACGGUGGAAAUAAUAAACAAGUACCGUUAUUGUACAAUAUAAAAUACCAAGCGAUUGCAUCACAACAGUACAAAAUGAUCAAAGAUAUUAUGGAAGACAUAGACAAGCAAAAUCCCUUCAGAAGAAAGGGCCAACCAUGAGCACCUGGCAGAGUAAAAAUAAAAAAUAUAUAGCGUAUCCAUCCUUGGCCCUCGGUUUGUUGUAUUUUCUUGAAAGAAUAAGCCUAUCAUGGGCCCCCUGUUUGUUUAACAAAAAGUUUGUAUUUUUUUUUUUUCUGAAUAAGCCUCUAUCGUUGGCCAUUUGACAAAAGUUGUUUUUAUAUUAUUAGUAUUAUUAUGUAAUUGUGUUAUGUUUUUUUCUUACUUCUGCUUGAUA